This is a messenger RNA of Neolamprologus brichardi, 3666 nucleotides long. Lineage: Eukaryota; Metazoa; Chordata; Actinopteri; Cichliformes; Cichlidae. The record is from RefSeq and is a predicted model, not a curated record.
AUGGUAACCAUGAGGCUUGAUUGUGUCAUCAUCCUGACGUUGUUCUGCCUGAGCAUCUUGGCUAUGAUUGGUUUACAGUUCUUCAUGGGAACCCUGAAGAACAAAUGUGUCAUGUGGUGGAUGAACACAAACACGACAGAAUUCGAUUUCCACAACCACAUCACCUCUCCAGCAAAGUAUUACUACAUUCCUGGACAUCCUGAUCCUGUGGUGUGUGGAAACCAGUCAGACGCUGGGGGCUGUCCAGAUGGUUUCACCUGUGUGAGCGCAGGAAGUAACCCAAACUUCGGAUACACCAGCUACGACUCGUUUUUCUGGUCUCUGAUGUCACUUUUCAGACUCAUGAUGAAUGAUUACUGGGAAGGCCUGAUGCAGUUGACGUUGCGAGCUGCAGGAAAAUCCUAUCUGAUCGUCUUUCUGUUCGUCUUCUUCCCGGGUUGUUUCUUCCUGCUCAGUCUCAUUGUGGCGGUGGUUGUCAUGACACGAGCGGAGCAAGAAGAGACUCAAGAUGCCGAGGCCAUACAAAGAGAAGAGGAGUUCGGACGGAUUGUGGAGGUGCUGAAGAGGAGAGAGGAGGAGGAGCAGGCUUCCAGCACGGUAGAGACUCCAGAGCAACAGGACUCACUGCAGAAGAAGAAAUCAGCUGCCGGUAUACGAGCUACUAAGCAAGAAUACGUUGAAGAGGCAGAGGAGCACCACCGGCCUUUGUGCUGCACCUGCGCUGACGCCUUGCUGAAGGGGGACUGUUGUGGCUGCUGGCGAUGGCUCAAACAGCAGUUUCACACUUUUAUCACGAACCCUUUCUUUGACCUGGUCAUCAUCAUCUGCAUCAUUGUUAGCACCAUCUUCACAGCCAUGGAACAUUACCCUAUGUUCAUGGAGUUCAUGGAGACCCUGGUCAUUGCUGAUCUGGUCUUCCAUGGGAUCUUUGCAGCUGAGAUGAUCAUCAAACUUGUCGGACUGGGCCUGCAUGGAUACUUCCAGGUGCGCUGGCAUAUCUUCGACUUUAUCCUCGUCAUCAUUUCUCUGGUGCAGCUGGGACUGGCUGACGUUGUUGAGGGUCUGCGCAUUUUUCUUCUGUUUCGAGUGUUUAGGCUGGCCCGUUGGUGGCCGAUGCUCCACAGGUUUUUGAAGAUCGUCUGGGCCUCAGUGGGGAACCUGACUCUGGUUCUCUUCAUCACGGUCUUCAUGUUCUCUGUGGCGGGCGUGCAGCUGUUCCAGUCGGACUACAAAGCUAACGUCUGUCGCAUUUCUUAUGACUGCCAGCUUCCUCGUUGGCAUAUGGCAGACUUUUUCCACACCUUCAUGCUUGUCUUCAGGGUCUUGUGUGGACUGUGUUUAGAGUCUUUAUGGGAUUGCAUGGAGGUCUCGAAUGAUGGCAUGUGUGUGACCUUCUUCAUGAUUGUCCUGAUUGUUGGAAAGCUGCUGAUCCUACAUCUGUUCCUGAAUUUAUUGUUCAUCAAUGAUCAGCUGGUGGAUUCAGAAGACAAAACAACAAACAUCCUGCAGAGUACCAUGAAACAGACCAGACCCUGGAUCCCCAAGAGUAUCUGGACUUUGUGGGGGAAGAACAACGCUGACCAAGAUCACAAAGGUGACACUGAAAAAGACAACAAGGAGGAGCAUCUGGCCUUAAGCUCUGUGAGCUCAGAUCAGCUGACCCUCGAUGAUAACCACACGAACAUGGCCGCCUGGGAGGCCCCCGUCGCUGUGGCUGAGAUCGAGUUUAGGAUGCCUGAAAAUGCACAAGAAAAGGAGACGCAGCAUUGUGACGCCAUGCAGAAACGUAAAGAUGAAACUCAUCCAGAACCUGAGGACUGCUGCUGCAACAGCUGUUACAUCUGCUGUCCGUUCCUGGAAAUAGACACAUCCCAGGGUACCGGCAGGGUCUGGUCUAACUUCAGGAGAGCCUGCCUCUGCAUUGUGCAACACAAAUUCUUUGAGGAAAGAGACCUCCAUCUGAACCAGAAUCAGGGAGGAGCAGCCAUCUCCUGGAUGUGUUGGAGGGUGGUGGGAAAAAACAGAGACAGAAAAGAAGAGCUCGUGAAGAACAAACAGGACAGCAGGUCGUCUGUUAAACCAGAAGGUCACACUGCUAGAAUGACAGUGGUUGUCCUCAGAUCGUCUCAUGUGCUGCUUGUUGUGAGUAAACAGGUGUGUGUUUGUGAACAGGUUUUUGAGGACAUCUACCUGGGGCAUCAUCCAGUCUUGCAGAGAGUUUUGAAGAUGGCAGACCUGGUGUUCACCUUCGUGUUUCUGGUGGAGAUGCUACUGAAGUGGAUCGCUUUUGGAUUCAAGAAAUACUUCACAAGCUUCUGGUGCUGGCUCGACUUCCUCAUCCUAGAUGUGUCUCUGUUCUCCCUGAUGGGCAACAUGCUUGGAUACACCAGCCGGCCUCUGAGAGCUCUGAGGACUCUGAGGGUCCCGUCUCGCUUCAAGGGCAUGAGGGUGAGGCAGGCACUCAUACAGAUACAGACAUUGCCGAGCAGGAUGAGAUUUGACUCCUUAGGGUGUAAUUGCUGCCUGGCUUGGCUGUUUGACCUGGUCACCGCUCUGUACUUUGAGAUCUUCAUGGUGGUGGUUAUCUUCUUCAACAUGGUGGUUCUAAUGGUGGAGACUAAUGAUGAGAGUGAGGAGAAGUCACUUGUCCUGAACUGGAUCCAUCUCAUCCUUUUGGCCAUCUUCCUUGUUGAGUUUAUCCUGAAGAUCAUUGCACUCAGACAGCAUUACUUCAGAAAUGUCUUGCACAUUGUGGACUUUGUGGUUCUCACUUUGUCCAUUAUAGGUCUCUUCUUAGCUGACAUCUUGGAAAAAUAUUUCGGCAGUCCCUUUCUCUUUUCUGUUAUGCGAUUGGGUCGUUUGUUCACCUUAUGUGGAGCAUUCCAUCACAUUCGGUUUGCCAGAAGGAUCUGGAUGCUGAUUAUGGGCUUUGUGAUGUCACUUCCUGCCCUUUUCAACAUCGGCCUGCUCUUGUUCCUAAUUGUGUUCACAUUCUCCAUCAUUGGGAUGUUUAACUUUGCCUACGUGAAGAAUGAGAUGAUGAUCGAUGACAUGUUUAACUUCAAGACAUUUGGAAACAGCAUCAUCAGCAUGACUAUGAUCACCACGUCCUCGGGGUGGCACGACCUGUUGAGUCCCAUCAUGAACAUGCCUCCAGACUGCGACCUGCGAUUACCUGAGCCUGGUAACUGCGCCAACCCGACGGUGGGGAUUGUUUUCUUCAGCUCCUACAUCCUCCUCUUCUGCCUGCUGGUGAUCCACCUGUUCGUCGUUGUCAUCCUGGAGCUCUUCAACACAGCGAGCCCUGAGGACGCUGAGAUGCUGAGUGAUGAUCACCUCCAGAUGUUUUAUGAAACCUGGAGGAAAUUUGACCCCAGUGGCUCGCAGGUCAUACAGUACAGUGAGCUGGCAGACUUCUGUGAUGGUCUCCAGGAUCCUUUGAGGAUUCCCAAACCAAACACCAUAAAACUGACUCACUUGAAUCUGCCUCUGUUUCCUGGAGACCAGAUCAGCUGUUUGGAUGUUCUGCGCACAAUUACUACACAGGUGUCACGUGAAUCAACCACCUCGCCGGCACAGGAGGAGACAGACAUGAUCCAGAAACAUGUGCACGGUGGAGAUGCUGAGCGAAUCGUAGUCCAGGCUGUGGGCAGAGACUUACAGUGA